AUGGAUACACUCAAGCCAGAUCCACCAGCGCCGUUGCUGAACUGGGCCGCCAAGGCCGCUGCUCCGCCGCCGCCCGUCACAGAGACCCCCGUGUACAAGCCCGCGAACCGCGAAGAAGUCAUCGCACGUAACCGUGCCGGCCAACGCGUCGAUCCGCCGUGUAAGGACUACGAUAAGGCUGAGGUGGACCGCAUGAAGAAGAUCAAAUUGUGCAACGUUCAUUUCCUUCGAGCCGAAUGCCCCUACGACACCAAAUGCACCCAUCUCCAUGCGUACAAACCCACCAACGACGAGUUGGCUACCCUCCGUCUUGUCGCCCGCAUGGCACCUUGCAGCAACGGCAGUGUUUGCCAGGAUAUUAGGUGUAUCUAUGGCCACCGCUGCCCAGCACCGCCCAACAAGAUUCACUACGCCAAGGGCACGAAGAGCUGUAUUUUCGGCGAGUCUUGCAAGUUCCCAGCGAGCUUGCAUGAUAUCGACACCAACGUGGUCAAAACCCUGGUUGUUCGCUAG
Messenger RNA from Alternaria hordeiaustralica, 513 nucleotides. RefSeq lists its product as uncharacterized. The record is from RefSeq and is a predicted model, not a curated record. The transcript has 2 exons. Bases 1 to 513 code for a protein of 170 amino acids. Gene Ontology annotation, molecular function: metal ion binding. Lineage: Eukaryota; Fungi; Ascomycota; Dothideomycetes; Pleosporales; Pleosporaceae.